UGGUGGACAUCUCAUUCGCUGGUUUGGGAGGAGUUACCGUGACCGCCAUUGUUACAGCUCCUUCGUAUUGAAGAACGUGAUCAGUGAAUCCGUUUCGUCAUUAUUACUGAUUUCGACGGAUUGUGUCUAUUUUCUAGAUUUCCGCAACGACGGUACACGAUAUUAGUGAGCGUGUUCUGAGCGUAGCAUGUCCACAAUGAAUCCCGAGUAUGAUUACUUGUUUAAGUUGCUUUUAAUUGGAGAUUCUGGAGUUGGAAAAUCAUGUCUUCUACUCCGUUUUGCUGAUGACACAUACACAGAAAGUUAUAUCAGUACUAUUGGUGUAGAUUUUAAGAUUCGAACAAUUGAUUUAGAUGGAAAAACAAUAAAAUUGCAAAUCUGGGAUACAGCGGGUCAAGAACGAUUCAGAACAAUUACAAGUUCUUAUUAUAGAGGUGCACAUGGUAUUAUUGUUGUUUAUGACUGCACAGAUCAGGAAACAUUCAGUAAUGUUAAACAGUGGCUGGAAGAAAUUGAUCGUUAUGCUUGUGACAAUGUGAAUAAGCUGCUGGUCGGCAAUAAAUGUGAUCUUCACACUAAAAAAGUUGUUGAUUACACAACGGCAAAGGAAUAUGCAGAUCAGCUUGGUAUACCAUUCUUGGAAACAUCUGCAAAAAAUGCAAUGAAUGUAGAACAGGCUUUUAUGACAAUGGCAGCAGAAAUAAAACUUAGAGUGGGUCCUCCAUCAAGUGGCAACAGUGAUCCAGCAAAUAAAGUGAAAAUCGAACAUGGACGUCCAAUUGAAUCUGCUAAAUCUGGGUGCUGCUGAGAAAUGUAAUUUUACAUUUCUGUAACCAAAUGGACUUUUGAUUACAGAAGGACAUCUUAUGGUAGCAGUUUUAUACUGCUUGAAAACAUUACCAGAAGAAACAAGAAAGAUCAUGGAAGUUUCAGUUUAUAUUAAUAAAAAAAUGAGGUGUGAAACAUUAUCAAUUAUGGACCACCAACUCUAUCACAGAGUUGAAUAAAACAAAUUUUGUUCUAUCUUUUUUUUUUUUUUCAAGAAAGGAGAACAUAAUUAUUCACUUGCUAAUACCUAGUGCAAAAAUCGACCAUAGAAAAAUUUGUCGAAUUAGCAUCGAGGAUCAUUGAUUUUACGCAAUGAUGCGUUUAACGGCAAUUCGUGUUUAUAAAGUAAAUUAAAUAAUAUUAUGUAUCGUGGUUAUAAAGAUAAGCACUCUUAUUUUUUAGCGUAAUUGUAACAUGUAUAAUUGAAUGUUUUUUGUCUUAGAAGGGAGUCAUUCUUACCCUUUGUACUACCCAAACAUUUUUCCAUAUUUUAUUCCAAACUCUAUCUUGAGAAAGACAAGAAUUAGAUUAACAAUGUACUGAAACAUGCCGUCGUCGCUGCCUCCCUCUUUUUCAGUGCUCAUUAGUGUAAUUUAAUAACAAUAUAUUAAUAAAUAUUUCAACACUAAUACAGAAAAUGGAAAUAGAAUUCCUACAGUGUGUCCGUUUUAUCUGGAAACGCAUGAGUAUCUCAUAAACCGUUGAAGAUAUAAAAACAUUAUUAUUAUGAAAGUUGUUUGAUAUGGAGGGGGAUAUUGUGUGGUGUAAAUAAUUUUUUUUUCUAUCAAGCAGAGGAGAUUUCAAGG
Molecule: messenger RNA, 1634 nt
Organism: Habropoda laboriosa
Lineage: Eukaryota; Metazoa; Arthropoda; Insecta; Hymenoptera; Apidae
Gene: Rab1
Product: ras-related protein Rab-1A
Exons: 4
Coding region: 188-808 (206 amino acids)
Molecular function (GO): GTPase activity; GTP binding
Source: RefSeq, a predicted model, not a curated record